AUGAGGUUAUCAUCCAGCAACACUUACAACAUAGGGUUGGGUAAGCUUCUUAUCAAAAAAAGAAAAAGAAAAAAUGGGUUGAGGAAGCUCCAGCUUACUUCAAAAGCAACACAAGAAAACAGAUUGAUAGGUUAUAUGCAUCCUUGUAAAAGAUUGUCAAUUACUGAUCUCCCAGAUGACUGUCUAGGCCUUGUAUAUCAGAGCCUAAAAUCAGGUACUGACCUUAGUUCCUUUGGUUUGGUUUGCCGUCACUGGUUCCAUAUUCAGAACUGCAAUCAUGAGUCGUUAUGGGAUAUUGAUAAUUCUAAAUGUAGUUUACGUGAAUCACCAAAGAUUUCUCCCGAAAGCUUUUCUAUAAUUCUUUGCAAGUUGUUGAUUGGAUUCCAACACCUCAAAAGAUUCUGUCUAAGUGGUCUCCCGGAGGUAACAAAUUAUAUCACAUCAAAAUCACAAUACUUCGGAUCAAAAAUUCAAUUUCUAUGCUUAAAGUAUAUCUCUGAGUAUUCCGAUAAAAAAAAUUCUUUGAUAUUUUCUUCGUUCCCUAGUUUGGGAUCGGUAUAUCUAAAUGGCUCUAAUAUUAACGACAAAGGUCUAGAAGUGUUAGCAAAAAGUUGUGCAUCCUUGGAGAAAGUCGACCUCGAAAAGUGCAAACAGAUUAGUGAUACAAGUUUAGAAGUUUUAACAAAAAAUUGUGCAUCCUUAAAGAAACUCGACCUUGGAUACUGUCAUAGGAUUACUGAUAAAGGUUUAGAAAUCUUGGCAAAAAAUGGUGCAUUUCUGGAGGAAAUCAACCUUAUAUUCUGUCAGAGGAUAACUGAUAAAGGUUUAAUAGUCCUAGCAAAAGAUUGUGCAUCCUUUAAGAAAGUCGGCCUCGGAUAUUGUCGGAAGAUUACUAGUAAAGGCUUAGAAAUCCUAGCAAAAAGUUGUGCAUCUUUAGAGAAAGUCGAUCUCACAAACUGUCAAGGGAUAACUGAUUCAGGAAUAAAUUUUCUCAUACAAAACUGUUCCAAAAUUCAUACAGUUAGAAUUUCAUAUUGCAGCAAUGUAACUGGUGUUGGCUUUCCAGGGUGUCCAAAGACCUUGACUAAUGUUGAUGCAUUUGAUGUGUGUACACUUACAAUAGAGGGGAUUAAAGCAAUUACAAGUGGAGAUGGGAUUGAAUCUCUAAGUUUAUCAGUUGUAAAUGCCAUUAAUGAUGAAGCAAUUACAACUAUUUCCAAAGGCUGCCCUAUAUUAGAAUCAUUGUGGCUAGAUUCUUGUCAUGGGGUACAACUUGAAGGAUGGAAAGCUAUUGGUCUGCACUGCAGAAACUUGAUAGACCUUUACUUGUUUAAGUGCUCAAACUUAUGUCCUUCAGGGUUGAAAGCUUCGUGUUACUUGUUUAAGUGCUCAAACUUUCCUGUCUAG
This is a messenger RNA of Papaver somniferum (opium poppy), 1407 nucleotides long. RefSeq names its product F-box/LRR-repeat protein 12-like. The record is from RefSeq and is a predicted model, not a curated record. Gene Ontology annotation, biological process: SCF-dependent proteasomal ubiquitin-dependent protein catabolic process. Gene Ontology annotation, molecular function: protein binding. Lineage: Eukaryota; Viridiplantae; Streptophyta; Magnoliopsida; Ranunculales; Papaveraceae. Gene Ontology annotation, cellular component: SCF ubiquitin ligase complex. The transcript has a single exon. Bases 1 to 1407 code for a protein of 468 amino acids.